Messenger RNA from Porites evermanni, 372 nucleotides. NCBI's taxonomy places the organism in Eukaryota, Metazoa, Cnidaria, Anthozoa, Scleractinia, Poritidae. The record is from the annotation of a GenBank genome assembly.
CAGGCAGAUCAAUGCACUGGCUUGCAAGGAUUCCUUAUCUUCCACUCCUUUGGUGGAGGUACUGGUUCUGGCUUUACAUCUCUGCUCAUGGAGCGUCUGUCUGUCGACUAUGGCAAAAAAUCCAAAUUGGAGUUUGCUAUCUACCCAGCACCUCAGAUUGCAACAGCAGUGGUUGAACCUUACAACUCUAUUCUGACCACUCAUACCACCUUGGAACAUUCUGACUGUGCCUUUAUGGUGGAUAAUGAAGCUAUUUAUGACAUCUGUCGUCGUAACUUGGACAUAGAAAGGCCAACUUACACCAACCUGAACCGUCUGAUUGGUCAAAUCGUAUCCUCCAUAACUGCUUCACUGCGCUUUGAUGGUGCACUG